Molecule: messenger RNA, 5887 nt
Organism: Maylandia zebra (zebra mbuna)
Lineage: Eukaryota; Metazoa; Chordata; Actinopteri; Cichliformes; Cichlidae
Gene: june
Product: JunE proto-oncogene, AP-1 transcription factor subunit
Biological process (GO): regulation of cell cycle; regulation of cell population proliferation; regulation of transcription by RNA polymerase II
Cellular component (GO): transcription regulator complex
Molecular function (GO): DNA-binding transcription factor activity, RNA polymerase II-specific; RNA polymerase II cis-regulatory region sequence-specific DNA binding; transcription factor binding
Source: RefSeq, a predicted model, not a curated record
UAUUCCCGCUCUCAUCGCCUCCCAGCCUCGUCAUGCUGGACUUUUUUAGAUGAGACACCGAGCCGCGGUCGGUUAGGACGGUGAUGAGGAGGGGGAGGAUGAUGAUGGUAGUGUUAAUGAUGCCUCGCGCUGGUUUCACCCGGUCUGAAGUUGACGGAACUUCACCUGAUGAAGUCCUGAGAGGAGAGGACUGAUCAGAGUGUCGGAACUCUUUUUCUUCUCUUCGUCUUGCCUUCAUCCUCCAGACGCAGACGUCAGUGGAACGUUUCAAUCAGCUCUCAUAUUCAGGUUAAUCUGAUUAUGAAGAUUUCUUCUGAGACGCCUCUCUGUCAAUGACGGCCAAGAUGGAGACUCCUUUCUACCACGAUGACUCCCCCGCUGUGCCCGGCUUCAGCCAGAUCGCCGAAUACGAGCGCUACUCGGGAAACAAGAUGCUGAUGAGUAAGAAAGCCAUGUCAAUGGCAGGAAGUCACCACUUCCCCAGUGGUGGUGGAGCAGGAGGGAGGGGUGGGAACCCCAACAUCCUGGGGCUGGCUAGCAACAGCUCCUUGAUGACAUCAGCAGCGUCCUCUGCAGCAUCCUCAGCAGACAUGAACCUGCUAAAGCUGGCGUCCCCAGAUCUGGAGCACCUGAUCAUUCAGUCCAACCAGGGGCUGGUCACCACCAGCCCGGUGCCAAACUCCACCAAUCCCUUCAUGUACCGCAACCAGGCCACCAACGAGCAAGAAGGAUUUGCUGAUGGCUUUGUCAAGGCGCUGGCAGACCUUCACAAGCAGAACCAGCUGGUUGGAGGUGGGCCCAUGUCUCCGCCUUCAUCCUCUAGUGUCUCCCUGCAGGCGUCCUACCAGAGGAAUCUGAUGUCAGGCGGAGAUAUGCCCAUCUACACCAACCUGAGCAGCUACAACCCGGGCCAGAUGCCAUACUCUGGAGGGCAGAUGGCAUAUGGUGGAGGCUCAGGCCACGGUGGAGGUGGAGCACCUCAGCCACACCCUCGAGGCCUGGAUGCCCCGCAGACUGUCCCUGAGGUCCCUCAUCCUGCAGGGGACCCCACCUCGCCACCGUCGCUCUCGCCAAUCGACCUGGAGACACAGGAGCGAAUCAAAGCAGAACGCAAGAAACUUCGCAACCGGAUUGCCGCAUCUAAAUGUCGCAAGCGGAAGCUGGAGCGCAUCUCACGGCUGGAGGAGAAGGUGAAAGUCCUGAAGAGCCAGAACUCGGACCUGGCCUCCACCGCCGCUAUGCUACGGGAACAGGUCGCUCAGCUGAAACAGAAGGUCAUGAGUCACGUCACAAAUGGCUGCCAGAUUUCGGUAAGCUCAUCAGCUGCCAGCAAGGCCGGAGGAGGAGGCACCGGCAGCGAGGACUCCAGCUGCUGAGGAGGCGGGACAUCGCGAGAAUAUGCCAAGAGGCCAUUUACUUUUAAGAUUUUGCUUGUGCUUUCAGUUGGAGCGAGCAGAGAGUAAGCGGCUCGUGUCAUCAACGCCUCCAGAAGGAUAGGUGGAUGUUAACGGCAUUCAGAGUCCCGGAAACUCUCUGUCACCUAGCCAAAGGGGGCGGAGCUUUACAGAGGAGACUGGAAAGGAAGCAAAUGGAAGAAUGCAAGCAAGGUUUGGAUUACGGACGACAACUUCUUAAAGAACACCUGGCAACAUUUGAGACUUAAAGUGUUCAGAUUCCACACAAUGCAUUUGUUUAACAAGUGGAACAAACUGUCAGAUUUCCACAUUUAUUAUGAACCGCUCACAACAUUUUUCACACAUCACACCUUCCACCUCUGUUUUUUUUAUUCACACUAAAAACAUAUUUAAGAUGUUACAGAUGAAGUAAAUUAUCUAAAAAAUAUUGUUUUUACAGUGCGAGCUGAGAAGAUUUAUCAUAGCAUCAAAAUACCGAAAUGAAAUGAAAAACUCUUUCAUGUAAUCAGAUUACUUUUAUUUACAGAGUAGGAAAUGUAACUGUGGUUUCUUGUCAUAAUUUACAAACAUCUGUUUUCAAGGUCAGAAGAAACUUUCUUUAAUCAUUUUCAUUUAACAUGAUCUGUGCUGCAUUAUUUAGUUUUUUUUUUGCUUUGUAAUCUGAUUAUCAGUUUAAUCUCUUUAAUUUCAUAACAGUGUGUUAAUGCAACUAAAGACCGGCUUCUUUACAAACAAUAUCUUUCAACUUCAACAGCUCUGUUUUUAAAGCAAAGGUAUGUAGUCUGAUUAUGUUAAUCACUCUUUAAGCUCCAGUCUGGCCUACAAAGUCACAUUUGUUGAUGGAGGUUUUUCAAAGUGUUUUGAGAAAGAAAUUACAUUAAAGUUAUGUUUUUCCCAGAGAAGUACUUCAUCAGUACCAAAAUGUUCACAGGUAAUCAUUAGCCUUUUGAAAAUUCAUGAUGGCCACCAAAUGUGGCAAAAAAACAAAAAGAUACACAUUUGACCAAAUAUAAGUCCACUUUAAAAUUACACUCUUAAAUUACACCUCAGUUUUGUUUGUAUCAUAGCUCAACUUUGUUUUCCAAAAAUUUUUGUGAACAGGGGAUAAAUUGUUGAGGUACUUUUGUUUCAACUAGAUUUCUUGGAUUGACCCCUACCUGCCUACCAUUUGCAGUAUGCAUAUCAAGGUUAUAGAAGGAUAAUCUCUCAACCUGCACAGCACGUGCAGCUUAUGUGACGCCUGUAGGUCUGACACAUUUAACUCUCUCUUUCUUUGGAUCAUAUUCAGCAGUCUCUUCAGUGUUAGCUACAUUGUCCUAAUGAAAGUUCAAUUGCAGUUUAACCUGUGUUUUAUGUUUGAAACUGUAAAAAAUUUUGUAAAUGUGAAACAAAGUAGCUCUUAAGAAGCUUUAAAGGCGUAAAUUUGACUUCCCCAAAGGCAAGUAUGUGGAAUUCAAAAGAUAAAAGGUGUAUGUAUUCAUCUUUUACCAUCUACUGGUUUGUGAGGUCCUGUUUUCAGUCCUCUAGAGGAAGAUUUCACAUCUAGAUUUCACUGCCGCCUUCAAUGUUUUGAAACUAGAUGUGACGGACGAUGGGGUGGGUCUGACUAUGAAACCACACAUAAACCGGUAUGUGCACAUGCACACCCUGGCUAAAGACUUACAGAUUGUUAUUCAAUAAUCCUCCUUUAAGACCAGUUUAGACAGUUUAGACAAUUAACUUAUGUUUGGAUUUAUUCAAAGUGAUGAUAAACCCGCGACUGAGCUCAUAUAUUCAGCAAGGGUUAGGGUUAGGGUCUAGAGAGGUCAAGUUCAAACAUCCUUUUUCCUCAGACUUCUGCCAGACUGGAUAUGUUUUUGCAUCCAGAGCAGAUGCUUCCUGGUAGAUGUUAAAAAGGAUGAAUUUCGAACGUCUUUCCACAUUGGAUUCAUUCUUCAGACGUGAACGCUAUGUCCACCUUUUAUACUCUCGACACAUAAAGAUUGCUUUUUUCUACGCUGGAAUUAAUAGCAAUUUUGGAAAAUGGUGGCAGUUUUGAAAAUUCAAGAGGCUAAUGGUUCCAGAUGCAAAUGAAUGGCUCCAGAGGGACAAACAUAAACAUGCAAGUUUUGGUGUUCAUGAAUACUUUUGAAAGAUUGUCAGAGUAAUCUGCUGGGAUUUUUCUUGAGUUACAAACAAAGGAAGUGCACAGUAAGAUCUGCACUUGUUUUAAGUUUAAAUGUGUAUAACUUUGCAAAGGGAAUCCAAAUCAUUUAAAUCUUUUUGUUUUCACAUUUAACUUUGUGUGACCGCGUGCAAAACAAUCCCGUGUUGGAAGAAUUUAAUUAUUUUUUUUAAAAGUUAAGGUAUUUGACUCUUUGUUUACUUUUCUGCAGAUGAUGAACUGUUAUUAUGGAAAAGGAAUUGUUUCAUAUCUGUUUUAUAUUCAUACUAUUGUGAAACAAGAAAAUUAGUGUUGACUAAUAUUCAUUAUUCUGAUGUUGUUACUGAUUUACUUUUUAUCUUAUAAAAAAAAAUAAUGGUUCAUGUAAGUGAGUUUAUUUGGUGCAUUUGUUAGCAGGUUAUAUAGAAGCCCAUUGAUGCUGGAAAAAUAGAUGGAAAUAAAAAAUAUUCAUAGAUUUGUGCCACAAAAUUAGACUGAAAACAUGUUCUGUUGACUCUUAAAUUUUUGUCAUAGAAAGAAUUUAAUCUCUUUUAUCACCUGGCUGUAAUGGGCCUCCAAGGUUUUUUGACAAAGAGAACGAUACAUCUGAGGAUGCUGGAAUAAAGCAUUCGUGAAUACAUUUCAGAUUCAAUUCAAGGUCAAACGGACAUUUCUAAAUGUAAUUAAAACAUACAGGGAGGAAAAUUCACUCAGAUAUAUUCAGGUAUGAAAAAUAAUGCUCUUCAUAUGUAUAUUUAUCUAAAGAUUGAGGUUUCUGCAGAAAUGAGGUCCUUAAGGAGGGAUAGGAAAACCUCUGCAGAUGGUGCAGAUCCCGAGGUCCAUAUUGGUCUCCCUUCUGGGCUUCCAGAGAUACUUGGGUGAGCUUAGCUUUACCUAGAAAUCCUACAAACACUGGAACUUGAAAAGUUUUGAGAUGUCCUUAAUGACCUUGUAGGUUUCUUAAGUACACUGUAAAAGUCUGUAGUGGUAGAAGUCUGAGGAUAAUAAUUGUCCUUGGUCAGACAGCUCUGAGGUCCUGAAGUCAAUGUCAUUAAUGGGAUUUCUGAGGGCCUUGACAAAACUGAUAAUGCCUUUGGGAGAACUCUGAGGUGCUGGAGGGGUGAGAUCAUUAUAAGGGUUGUACAGGUACUAGAAUGAAUUCUGGUGGACUUAGAUAUAGGUUGUAGUUCCCCAAGGUAUUUGCCUCUACCAGGGCCUUCAUAAGUUCCUAGAACAGGUAUCCUGAGAGCCCUAAUGGGAUUUUGCAAGGUACUAGACUGUAGACUUUGAGGGAAGGCUCUUAAUGACAGGCAGAUUUCCUUAAAAUUGUAUAAAUAUUCUUGAGAAUAUUGCACAGGUACGUGAGAAUCACUGAUGAUUUUGCCAAGUUUCCCUGAGUAUAUAUUCAAAUUCUGGUCUCUGAUGGGGUCCGUGAGGUCCAUAAAGAGGUUAAUUCAGUCCUUGUGAAACUUCCUGAGGUCUUUAAUAGCUUUCCAGAGGACCCUAGGGGGUUUGGAGGGGUCUUGAGGAUGAUUAGUGGGCAUUAGUGGGCCCAAAGGUCCAAACUUUGCCUGACUGAAUUUGUAUGAUUUUAAAAGCUGAUUUAUGACAGACAUUUAAAAGAUCACAACUGGUUCCAAGAUACAAAGAAUACAGCCCACAGUUUGUGUUACAUGUGAGGGUACCUUGUUGAUUGAUAACUGUACACGUUGUUGUGGAUUUUCUAAGUUUUGGAUGUGGGUGCACCUCAGAUUUAUAUUGUGAAAAGUUAACAGACUGGGCUUUUAAUCUAGUCGUACAGUUGUUUACUCACCUAACAAUCCUGUUGUUGUUUAUGCAGUGUGCUGGUUGAUAUUUUAUCACAUUUGCAGCCAUGAGGCUAAUUGACCCUUUCUAUUUCAGACUCUGUUUUGCACUGGCUUUACUGUCCAAUCAGCAUCUGUAUCACGUUUGCAGAUUGCAGCUGUCAGACAGAAAAACAUGUAACUGCAAAGACAGACAGAAAUAUUUACUGCUCACAGAUGUUUCUUUUAGAGUUCGUGUUUUGUGUUUGACAAAUCAGAGACUCUCAAAUAUACUGUUGGCAAGUGUCAAGCAGAUAUUUAUUUUUUUGAACUUGAGAGAGGCUUUUGAUGUCUCUAAUGAUUCUAUUUUUGUACAAAUGUAUAAAAGUUGUUGUUAUUAAUAUACUGAAAUGUGUGUAUGUACAAUCUGAUUUGUUCAACCUCUUCGUGUCUAUUUAUUAUAAAUUGGUUUGUGUUAAUUACGCUUCACUUUGUUCUGCUGUGUUCAGAUGUUUGUGUCAAUAUACCAGUGAUGAAACAUUCAA